Molecule: messenger RNA, 1668 nt
Organism: Haemonchus placei
Lineage: Eukaryota; Metazoa; Nematoda; Chromadorea; Rhabditida; Trichostrongylidae
Source: the annotation of a GenBank genome assembly
CUGGCCAUAAAUUGCGAAGUUUGGAUGACUGCGGCCAGUUCGAAGUCAUGCCACUUAAACGCAUAUCGUAAGCGUACAGAUGGCGAAAUUUGCUGUUUCGAAGCGCAUGACGGCGUUGUGUAUAAACCUGGUGACACCGUCUAUAUAGAGGCGACUCCAUCCGAUCCCUAUGUAGUCGGAUCAAUUACAAUGUUUAAAAUGACGAAACGGGACAUGCUUUCUGUGAAGGUGUCCCGAUUUUAUCGACCGGAAGAUGUGCCGGAAGUUUCAUUAAGUCUCAUAUCGCAAGAGCGGUUAGAAAUGAAUUUUUCUGUCGAGCCAAGUCCGGAAGUUCUUUCGCGAGAGCUGUUCACCUCAGAUACCACAGCCUUCCACUCCAUUUCCAGUCUAAGAGGAAAGUGUACGAUCACUUUUGUCAAAGACAUCCGAAGUCUUGGUGAUUGUGACCUGGGUAAAGACAAUACAUUCUUCUCUUGCUUAUCCUACAAUCAAGAAUCAUCAAGGCUGGCGUCUGUACAAGGAGAAAUUCGUGUCGGAGCCUCUUAUCAGGCUAAGCUGCCAGCUGAGGCGUCGUGCUCAGUGGCAGACGAACCCGAUCGCGAUGAACUACUCUACCGACCUGGUAUGAUUGAUCCAAGCACUGAAGACAAGUACAUCAAGCUUGCUCGAAGCUUUCGAAUGUUUGCCAUGAUGGAGACAAGAAUGAUGGACACCGAAAAGCAUUCGAGAGUAAGCGAUCUUCUGUUCGACGAUGCCCUCACCACAUUGCAUCGUUGUGGCUAUAAAUUCGAUGAGGCUCUCAAGGAAAUGAAUGCAAACGAUAAGCUGCUAUCUGCAGAUGCAAACUUCAUGACUGUGGACGACACAAAGAAAUUUUGCAAAGGAAUUAAAACGAUUGGAAAGAAUUUUAUGCGAAUCAGUCGAGAAUUACUUCCGCUGCACAGCAGGGAUCAGCUGGUCGGUUUCUACUAUUUAUGGAAGAAGACAUCAGAUGCUGUUAAACCCAAACCGCUCUCUCGUCAGCGCAAUCAAGUUACGUCAAUCAAGCGAACCGCAAAGAAUGCUCAGAACAAGACAUCUCGACCCGCAUCAACGGAAUUACUGGAUUAUGCCUCUGCAAGCGAGGGUGAAAUGGAGACUCUGGACGCUGAGAAAGCAGCGCAGUACGCGUGUCAUCAUUGCUAUGGCUCCAAGAGUCGAGACUGGCAUCAUGCUGGUCGUGAUGGGCUUCUAUUAUGCUCUGACUGCCGACUGUUUUACAAAAAGUACGGUCAACUCAGACCAGUUGAUCGUCCAUCAACUGUGCCUCCGUGCUUGUUCAAGCGCAGUCCAUCGUGCGCCGAUGUCGAUGAGGACAGCGGCGUGAGAACUAGGGCAGGAAAGAAGGAACGGCGGAGGUUAGUCGUGCUUUUUGUUGAUGUCCGCCAAGAAGAAACGGGUAUGUUUUCAAGCUUUGCCCUUUGUCAGUUUUACUACUGUGGUAAGGAAGAAGUUAAUGCCGAGGAGAACAAGGCAACCACAGCGCCCAGCAGCGUCAAACGGGAAAACGACACAACUGAGACACCUGCCGCUACUAGCCCGGUUUCAAACGAGAAGUCACGAUUGGACACUGCCGUCGCUGAAUGCGAAGUAAUCCAUUCUUCUGAAGACUUGUCGUUACAAAUCUGA